AUGAGCGCCCCCUCCGUGCAGGCGCUCCCUCCCCCGCUGGAGCCCGGGGCUCAGCGGGGCAAGAUGUUCCUCAACCAGGCGGUGCACCUCCCGCAGGCCUCGCUGAUCGUCCAAACAGACCCGCUCGGGCACCAGACCACGGUGGCCCUGGCGCCGGCCCUGCCGGCCAGCGCCUGCCCGCCCGGGGUGCUGGUGCCCGACUUGAGCCUGGCCCCGCCCGACCGGGCCCCCUGGCUCGGAGACAUCCGGUGCCUGCUGGUCAGCAGUCCGGGGGACCGGCAGUUUGUGCUGAUCGUCCCGCCGGCGGCCCUGCUGCUGGGCCCGGGGCUGGAGUCGGUCCUCGGCGGGGAUGCCGAGGAUGCGGCCAGCACGCUGGCCGCCCUGCGGCCGCGCCAGCUCCAAGCCACGCCGCUCGCCUCGCGCGGGCCCAUUAGCUGCAUCCAGUUUUCGGCCGGGCCGCCGGUGGCCAGCAUGUCGCCCGGGCACUGGUCCGCCGGGCGGGGCGCCGGCCCGAGCGGCGCCCCACUCGGGGCUCGCCUGGGCUUCGGUCUGGAGGAGCUCGGCUCGCGCCUGCCCCCAUCGGCGGCCGCGCGCGAUGCUCGCCGCGAACGGCCCCUCUAUCCGGUCCUCGAGUACCGGGUGUGCUUCCUUUCCCGGGCCGACAGCGCGCCCGGCGGGCCUGCCGCCGGGUCGGGCCAGUCGCAGUCACAGCCGACGCAGCAGCAGCAACCGGCGCAGCAGCAGCAGCAGCAGCAGCAGCAGCAGCAGCAGAUGCACACCAUCCAGGGGGGGCGCCUGGCGGUGGCCUUCCACACCACGACUGCGGCGGCGGCGGCGGCGGCGGCCGCGGCCGCGGCGGCCACCACCACCGGCCUCGCUCCUCCCACCAUCCGCCUGACCUCCGGCCACUCGAUCGACCUGUCCAACACCCUUGAGGCGGUGGUCCAGCUGGACAGCUCCGAAUGGAUGAUCACCCACCCGGUGGAGGUUGGCACGGCGGCCAUUUGCCCGGUGCGCCCGGCGCCGCCGGGCAGCUCCGGCCCCGGCCCCGGCCCCGGCCCGGCCCCGGGGUUCCUCAUCCUGUCAAGCAACUCGCUGCUGUACUUCGAGCCCCCGACCGAUGCCCAGCUGCUGGAGGGGCUGGCCGGGCAGACCGGCCUGGCGGCCAGUGCCCUGGCCCCGGAUGUGGCCAUCGCCAAUGGCGGCCUCAUCCCCGGGGUGUGUGCCUUCUUGGACAGUGCCCGGCAUGUGCCGGCGUCCGGGGGCCGGCGUGGCGCCCGGCGCCCGGCUGAUGGCUCUCCCCCCGGGCAGCCGCCCAUGGAGGUCCAGCGUUUCGUCUGCGCCGACCGGGCCGGCUUCCUGUGGGCCAUGUACCUUCGCCGGCCGGGGUUCGAUCCGGGCGCCUCGCUCGCCGACCGGGCGGCCCGCACGCGCAUUGCCUUCCGCUGCCUGGGCUAUUCCACCUCGCCGACAGCGGUGUCGGUGGUCCGGCCCCCGAGCAACCUCAAUGGCUCGGAGUCGGCCAGUCUCUUUGUCACCUCGGCCUCGGGCAGUCAUGCCCUGGUGCAACUCCUGUCGGCCGGCUUGCCGCCCGGUCCGCCAUCCAGCCCGCCGGCCCCCGAGCCGCUGGGCUCCGAAGCCGUGUCCGGGCCCCGGGGCCCGGCCGAGCUCCUGGCCGGCGGCCGUCCCGGGGCCCUGAUCCACGCGGCCGGCGCCUCGUCCAAGCGCCCGGCCCUGGCCUUCCUGCGCUUUGCCUCGGUCAUCGAGUCCCUCGGGCCGGUGUUGGAUUUGGCCCCGGUGCCCGAGCCCGAGGGGACACUGCUUGCAUGCGCCGGAUCCCAGGCCGACGGCCGCGUGGCCGCCCUCUCGCAAGGGAUCCCCCUGGAGCUGGUGGGCCGCGUGCCGGUGCAUGGCCCGGCCGCCGGGUCGCUUGCCGACAGCUGGACAUGGAGCGAGCCGGACGACCGCGCGGUCCUAGUUUGGACCACCGGCCGGGAUGGGCCCCUGGCCGGGGCCAUUUUCCAAACCACCGACCCGGCCGCGCCUGUCCUCUUGACCGAGCCCACGCUGGCUCUGCUUGAUCGUCUGCGCCGGGCCCCACAUGGCCCGGAGGCGGGCCCCCCGCUGCUGGUCCUCCCUGGAGCGUCUGCCCCCACGGUAGUCCAUCCCCGGGGCAUCCUCACACUGACGGCCGAUGGCAUCGCCGACACCUGGACCCCGCCGGCCGAGUGGCAGGGGAUCGACGCGGCGGUCGCCUUCCCGACACCCGGGUCCAAUGCCACGUUGCCCGCACUCGUGCUUUUGCACCGCCAACGGACGGCCGUGGCCCUGGUGGCCCCCCCUGCCGGGCCGCACCAGUCCUGGGAAAUCCUUGACACCCGGGACUUUGCAUGCGAGGUGGCCACGGUCUGCCCGCUUGCUCAUCCAACUCGCACGGUGGCCGUGUCCCUCUGGGAUGGGACCCUGCAACUGGCGGCCUUCGGCCCGGGUACGCUGGCCCACCGGGCCAGCACCAUCCUCCGGUCCUUGGAGGAUCCGGUGGUGGCGCUGGUCGCGGCCGCGGUCGACAAGACCGAGACCUCCGGCUCGGCGUCCCUCCUGGUCGGCCUGACGGUCCGGGGGCGGGUGCGUCUGUUUGGCGCCUCGGACGCCGGGCUCCAGGCGCUGGGCGACCCGGCCUCCGGGGACACCCUCCCCGGCCGGGUUUUCGGCCCGCGAAGCAUCAUCCCCCUGGCAAGCCCCAUGGAUGGGCCGGCCUCGGGGAGGGGUCUUCGGCUCCUGGUGGCCGGCACCCCGCCGGCCCUGCUCACGGUGGAGACCGACAGCCGCGGGGCCACCGGCGCCUGGACCUCGCUGGCUCGAGUGGCCACGCAGCCGAGCAGGCUGGCCACCCGGGCCGACGGCCACAUCGACCCCUGCCCCCGGCCGCUUGGCCUGCAGGGGCACAUCCUCUGGGCGCACGAUGGGCAGCAGCUGCUGCUCUAUCGCCUGGCCCGGCCGGCGCGCGCGUGCGGCCUGCCCGCCGGGGCACCGGGCCUCGGGGGGACCCUCUGCGUGGCCAGCCUCCCGGCGGACAUCUUCCGCCUGGACCCAGCCCCGACCGGGGCCCCGACCACCACCGAACACCCGGGGCCCUCCUUCGAGUCGCCCUUCCGCCUGGCGGCGCACCCGGCCACCGGGUCGGUGGCUGUGUUGACCACGCGCCCGGCGGCGGGGCCCGCGGACUCGGACGCGCCGGGCCCCGCCCCCGGGCCCGACACCCCGAUGGCCGACGGCGACGCCCCCCUGCCGCCGGAGCACUUCAACCAGCAGGGCCUCAUUCGGCUUUUGUCCUUGGACCUGACGACCGAACGCGCCACCUUCGCCCUGGGCUCGGAUGAGACGCCGAUGUCGGUGACGACGGCGCGCGUGUCGCUGGACCCGGCGGCCGGCGCACCGGUCGAGGAAAUCCUGGUCGUCGGCACGGCCUUCAUCCUGCUGACCGAGGACGAGCCCUCGCGCGGGCGCAUCCUCCUCUUCCGUGUCCGGUCCCCCGGCCAGCCGGCGGCGCGGCCGGUGUCGCCCGGGUCCAUGUCCCGGGCGACCGGCGGCGCCGGCGCCGGCGAUGGGCCCGACGCCCAUGGCGGCCGCCCGGGGACCUGGGCACUGGAGCUCCUCUCCUCGGUGGACACCUUCGGCGCGGUGUACAGCCUGGCGGCCAUGAGCCCGGGGCGCCUGGCGGCCGGCAUCAAUGGCCGGAUUGUGGUGUACUCGAUCCAGGCCGACCGAGCGGCCGGGCCAUCGCCCGGGGACUCGCUGACGCUGGCCCUGCGGCCGGAGUCCGGCAUUUACCGGCACGCGCUGUGUGUGGCAUUGGACGCGCGCCCGGGGCGCCUCCCGGGCCCGGCGGGGGCCCGGAGCUCGGCCGACACCGGGGGGCCCUCCGGCACCGAGGACGCCCCCUUCGACCUGGGCCUGGCCGGGUGGCUGGGCCCGGCGCCGGGGAUCCCGGCCGGCGGGUCGCUCCCCUCCAGUGCCAGCCUGCCGGCGCUCGGGCGCCCGGAUGGCAAUGGCCCGGCCACCGGCCCCGGGCCGGCCACCGAGCAGGAAGCCGCCAUCACGGCCAACACCACGGCCUACCUGCAGUCGGACAAGAUUGCCGCCGGGGAUUCCAUGUCCGCGGUGACGCUGUACAGCUAUGGCACCGGCGGCCCGGGGCCCGGGUCGCCCGGGCGCGCCGGCUCCGGCGGCCCUGCCCGCCCGCCCGCGGGGCACAUCCAGUUCGAGAGCGAGUACCCGGAGAAUGCCUUCAUUUCGGCGGUCUGCUUUGCCGACGACUCGGGGCAUGACGUCAUUGCCGGGUCCAUCGACGGGACGCUCCUGGUGCUGAGCCACCCGCGCAGCACGCGGGCUGGUGGCCACCGGGCGAUGCAGGCCUCCCCGAGCGUGCACCAUGCGGGCAUGGGCUUCUCCAUCCGCCGGGUGGUGGCGGCCGGCUUGCGGCCGCGGUGGCGACGCCAUGUGGCCUCGGCCGGCUCGCUGGCACACGCCACCGACACCGACACCGACACCGCCGCCGGCCUGGUUGGCCGCGGCUUUGGCCGGCUGUGCCUGGACCCGGCCGGGCGCUUUGUGUAUGGCACUUCCGGCGGCGGGCUCCACACGGUGGAUGUCCUGCGCCCGCCGGCGGAGCCGGACCACCCGGCUGCCGGUGCCCCCGCCCCGGCCUCCGGCAGCUGGCCCCCCCCCACCGCCGGGGCCCUCUGGCGCCUGCUGGCCGACUUGCUGCUGCACCUGCACCAGCUGACUGGCAGCCUGCCCACCCCGGUGCCGCUGGCCGGCUUCGCUGGCCCCGACGCCCGGGACCAUGCACGCCUGGCCCUGGUCCAGCUGAUGGAAAAGGCCGCUGCCCGGGGUUUGCCGGCUGCGCGGAAACACCGCGCCGGCACGGCCGUCCUCCUGGAUGGCGACCUCAUCCGGGCCGUCAUCCGGCUCUGCCAGCGUGCGGGCGAAGGCUGGCUACUGCGUGUGCUCCAUCUGGCCGAUGUGUAUCUAUUGGACCUGGCGGAGCCGGAUUUGUACCGGCUCCUGGCUGAUGGCCUUGGGUGCUGA
This is a messenger RNA of Fonticula alba, 5091 nucleotides long. RefSeq lists its product as hypothetical. Lineage: Eukaryota; Rotosphaerida; Fonticulaceae. Gene Ontology annotation, cellular component: nucleus. The transcript is spliced from 8 exons. The coding region runs from base 1 to 5091 and encodes 1696 amino acids. The record is from RefSeq and is a predicted model, not a curated record. Gene Ontology annotation, molecular function: nucleic acid binding; protein binding.